AUGUCAUUGCCCCUUCGACACCCUUUGGACACUGCAGCGUCGUUGGAUAGGGUCCUGGAAGACCUUAUCGUGAGAUUCAUCAUCAACUGUCCGCCUGAAGAUUUCUCGUCAGUGGAGAGAGAGCUGUUCCACGUUGAGGAGGCUAACUGGUUCUACACGGACUUUGUUAAGAUUUUGAACCCAAACUUGCCCAAUCUCAAAAUAAAAUCGUUUGCACAGCAUGUUAUCAAGCUGUGUCCAAUGAUAUGGAAAUGGGACGUGAGAGCCGAACAGGCGCUCCAGAAAUUCUCCCAGUACAAAAGAAGCAUACCAGUUCGCGGUGCUGCGAUUUUCAACAAAAAGCUGACCAAGUUACUUCUGGUCAAAGGCACAGAAUCAGAUUCGUGGUCUUUCCCUAGGGGAAAAAUUUCAAAAGACGAAAACGACGUUGAUUGUUGCGUUCGUGAGGUACUCGAGGAGACAGGUUGUGACAUUUCCGAUUACAUCGAUGAAGAAGCCUUUAUCGAGCGCAACAUUGGCGGCAAAAACUACAAGAUAUUCUUAGUGAGUGGAAUUCCUGAAGAUUUCAACUUUGAACCAAAAGUGCGCAAUGAAAUAGAAAAGAUUCAAUGGCACGAUUUCAAAAAACUGUCCAAAAACUGCAAUCCCAAGACGGCCCAAAUCAAAAUCUAUCUGGUAAACAAUCUAAUGAGGCCCCUAGCCAUGUGGGUGAAGAGCAACCGUCAAAUUGACGACGACGAGAAGCUCAAGGCACACGUAGAGACGCAGUUGAAGCUUCUGCUAGGUAUCAAGAAGGAAGACACCCCAGAUCCCGGUCGAGAGUUAUUGAAUAUGCUUCAGAGUUCUGUUUCCGCUGGCAACGCAACCUCAAACCAAGAUUACGAUUCCAGCCAGGCUUCUCAUACCUUUAACAACAUUAAAUCUGUCCAAGAAAGCCAAAGCACUGACACCAAUGGCGCCACCGCACAACAACCGGGUAUCCCAGCACCUACCUUCGUCGGACCACCUCCACAAUUUCAACAUAACUUCCCCUUCAUGGCCUUCCAACCUUUUGCGCCUUUCCCUUUCACAAACGGUACUGGUGUACAUAUUGGGGGCGUUACUGGUCCCGAAAUUUCAAGUUCAAGUUCUGAGAGCACACAGCCUCCACCAACCCCAAAAAUGAAUUCUUUGGCCAAACCAACUGUGGUUGAAGAAGAAGAACGUCAUGAUGAGGAUCAUUCGCAAGCACGCAUUCCUCAGCAUGUAUCACAGAAUGCAUCUGCGAAACAACUCUUGGACAUUUUACAUCAAAAGGGCUCUAAUCAAGCGGCCCUCCCAAUUGUUCAGCAAUCAAUGAUAAACACCACGAGUGCGAAAACCUUACUGAGUCUACUGAAAAAUCCGCGGAAGGAGACUUUCGGACAAGAGAAUCCGGAAACACAACAGCCAGGCUCAGUUAACAUCGAAACAGAUCUUCACAUCAUACCGGCCAGUCAAGUUCCGGAGGCGUCGGUUACGAGUUCAUCAGCUAGUGAUGGCUCUGAGUAUGAAGAUUUUGAGAGUUGCUCAGGAAGCGAAUCAGAAGACAACUUAGAAGACGAUCAAGAAGAUCCUUUAGAAUCUUUCUCUGCUAGAUAUGCUAGAGAUAACAAGCACCAGAGAAAAGCCAUGGAAGGUUCAAAUAACAGUCUUUCACAUGAAGACACUAGAGAAAUUUCAAAUCAUUCACAGAAUACAUCACCUAUUUUUGCGGGCAGUGCAGUAUCAGAGGCAGUUACAGUCAAAUCUCCUGUUGCUUCGACUUCGAGCACCAAAUCCGUUGGUGCCAAAACGCAACCCAACAGACCAACAGAUUUGAACAAAGGAGCACAGUCUGAAAAUCAGGAGGACAGAGACCUGAAAUCUCAAGGACCGAAACCAAAAUUCAAGUUACUAAAACGCGGUGAAGUUUUCAAUAGCGCGCAUGAACCGAAUGAAGUCGAUAAUUCGUUAGGAAGCCCACCCAACACUACGACAGCAUCGAAGGAUGAUCAGGAAUUGUCCCCGAAUAUUCCGAAAGACGCCGCUAAAAGCUCUCAGAGUGGGAUCACUAAUGCUACUCCACACUCCAAUGGGCAUUCAUCCGUCAAUCAUCUAAUGAAAGGGACUGAACUUUCAGAUACCGAUAAAAGCCUGGGUUCGGAGUCUUUGCUAGAUCUAUUAAAGAAAGGAAAACCCGGAUUGUGCGCUCCGCAACAACCAUCACCGCCGCCUCAACCGCAAAUUGAUCUAGAUACCGGGUCGGGGCAAAAUCGGACCAAUAACGGAGGCAAUGAAUUGCUCAAGAUGCUUCAUGGCUUUUCGUCUGCAAAUUUCAUGGCCACUCGUGGGGAAGAAGCAUCGAGUAGUCCUAGUGCAUCAGUCCCAUCACCGGGUCCCAUUUUUCAAACCCCUGCAGAAAAUCAGAACGCAUCGCAGCAGCUUCUUGGCUUGCUCAAGAAGGCGUCAAACUAG
Molecule: messenger RNA, 2475 nt
Organism: Lachancea sp. 'fantastica'
Lineage: Eukaryota; Fungi; Ascomycota; Saccharomycetes; Saccharomycetales; Saccharomycetaceae
Source: the annotation of a GenBank genome assembly